Molecule: messenger RNA, 363 nt
Organism: Penaeus monodon (black tiger shrimp)
Lineage: Eukaryota; Metazoa; Arthropoda; Malacostraca; Decapoda; Penaeidae
Exons: 1
Coding region: 1-363 (120 amino acids)
Source: RefSeq, a predicted model, not a curated record
AUGGAAAUGUACCCUGUCCAGCCAGUUCCCAAGUACUCCGAUCCAAAAGCAUACAGACCAAUCUCUCUCCUCAGCUGUAUAGGCAAAACCAUGGAGAGAAUAAUCCUCACACAACAAAAUCCCAGAACUCCACAAAAGAUCUUCACCUUCAGAAAAAAUGCAGGUACUUCUGAUAACAUGGCUUCCUUCAGAUCCAUCCUUGACCACGGUACUGCCACACUCGUCCUUCUGGACCUCGAAAAGGCCUUUGAACUUGCAGACCUAGUGAUCAUCACAUCAAUUCUUGCUGACAAAGGUAUCAAAGGAAAACUGCUUGCAUGGACCUCUGAUUUCCUCACCAAGAUCACCAUUCCCGAUCCUUAG